Phlebotomus papatasi is the source of this 1863-nucleotide messenger RNA. RefSeq names its product SET domain-containing protein SmydA-8 (gene SmydA-2). Gene Ontology annotation, molecular function: protein binding. The transcript is spliced from 4 exons. Bases 247 to 1824 code for a protein of 525 amino acids. The record is from RefSeq and is a predicted model, not a curated record. Lineage: Eukaryota; Metazoa; Arthropoda; Insecta; Diptera; Psychodidae.
AAGAUUGUCUUGUGCGGUUGCUUCUGAUAUGUCUGAGGAAAGUGCUUUGCCAUUUGUCUGAUUGAUUUGUGAACGACAAGAGGUAUCUCGGUGAUGAGACACUCUCGGGAAAAUUGUUCCUGAAUAAUAUAUUUGAUGGAAAAAGCGUGCUAGUUGAGUAAUUAUUAAUGAUUUGUGACGGAUAAGAGUGUCCGCGGUGUCUGUGAAAUUGAGACAAGACGACAUCUCAUCAUAAUUUCUCUGAAUAUGCCAUCAAUCAGUUCGUGUGCCGUUUGUGGGGUUGAAGCCAGCCUGAAGUGUGGCGGAUGUAAAAAUGUCGUAUACUGUGGGAAAGAUCAUCAGAAGAUUCACUGGCGGAAGGGUCACAAGGCCAUGUGCAAGUGCGUUGAGCUCAAAACCGACGAGAUUAUGGGACGAUUCUUAUCUGCCACCAGAGACAUUAAGCAAGGAGAAGUGAUCCUAAGGGAGAAACCCCUAGCAAUUGGUCCUAAACUCAACUGCCGCCCUAUGUGCCUAGGUUGCCAUCGAUUCCUCAGCCUUAAACCCAAAGAAAGGAACUACUACAAAUGCUCCCAGUGCAACUGGCCCCUCUGUGGAGCCUCCUGCGAAAAGCUUCCUAUCCAUCAAGCUGAAUGUGCCCUAAUGGCUUCUAGGAAAUUCAGGGCUCAGAUUGAUGCAUCAAGGGAUGAUGAAAACAAGAAGGAAGCGGCGUAUUGUGCCAUCGUUCCCCUAAGGUGUUGCCUACUGAAGACACAGGAUCCGGAAGGCUUUCAGAAGCUGAUGGACCUGCAAUCCCAUUUGGACAAAAGAAUUGAGACUCCCCUGUACCGGGUUUUGAAGGCUAACCUUGUGACUUUUAUCAAGACCAUUCUAAAUUUGGAUAUUGAGGAAGGGACUAUUUUGGAAAUUGCUGCAAUCCUGGAUACCAAUGCCUUUGAGAUCCGCCAUCAGCAUAGGAAUAUCAAAGUCAGGGGACUCUAUCCAAUGGCAGCUAUGAUAGCCCAUAGUUGCGUCCCGAAUACUGCUCACACUUUCAAUGAAGACUUUGAAUUUGUCCUUAUUGCAACGGUGGAUAUUGCUAAGGGUAGCCCUAUCUACACGACUUAUGGACAGACAUUGCAGGGAACCCUUCAGAGACGUCAGCAUUUGCGUCAGAAUAAGUACUUCGAAUGCUUCUGCGAAAGAUGUGGGGAUCCCACCGAGUUGAGCACCUUUGCAGGUUCCUUCAACUGUACCCGUUGCAACAACGGAAAGAUGAUCCCUGAAAAUCCUUUUGAAGAUACCGCCCCAUGGAAGUGCUCAGCUUGUGAAUGUGAAAUCCCAGCCAAGCAAGUGAUCAAUGGGAACAAAGUUAUCAUGAAAGAAGUAUCUGAACUGGAUCAAAAUUCACCGAAGGAAUUUGAAGCGUUCCUAAUUAAGUACAAGGAUGUUCUUCAUUGUACCAAUACCCAUAUGCUUCAAGUGAAGUACGCUCUGAGUCAGCUUUAUGGCAAUAUUCCCGGAUUCCAGCUGCAUGAACUCACCGAGGCAGCUCUUAUCCGGAAAAUUGACAUAUGUCGAGAACUUCUAGAAGUGGGAAAUCUCCUAGAACCCGGUCUCAGCUUCUUCCGCGGAUACCUUCUCAUGGAUCUUCAGGCCGUUCUGGCGAUUCAAGCGAAGCGUGACUUCGAGAAAAAUGCCGCAGACCGGGAAGAGACUCUUAGGAAACUUACAGAGGCUAUGGAUCUCCUUCAGGAGGGAGUAAGGAUCCUAAGUCCAGACCCCGCCCUGAAGGAUUUCAUCAACGGAAAAGUUCAGGAACUGACACAAAUGAUGCAAUUUUAGAAUGUUUUAUUUUGUCUGAAAUAAAAGUUCAGUAGCCGA